GCGGGCGGCGGGGGGCGCGCGGCGGGCGCUCUCCUCUCGGCCGGCCCCGGGCCGGCUCCCCCCGCCGGCUGCGCGCCGCCCCCGGGGCGCGGCGGCAAGGGACCUGCCCGGCGCCCCGCUAUUUAGUCCAUCCCCCCUCCCGCCCUCCUCCUCCUCCUCCUCGGAGACCCCGAGCCGCGGGCGGGCCAUGGCUGGCGGCGGGGCGGCGGGCGCGCGCUGAGCGCCCUCGGAGCGCACGCACACCCCCCACCUCCCUCCCCCCCGCCUUCUCGCCUUCGCCGCCGUCGGGGCGCGGCCGCACCAUGUCGGCCGUCGCCUACGUGGACUUCGUGGCCGCGCAGUGCCUGGUCUCCAUCUCCAACCGCUCGGCCGUGCCCGAGGCGGCGCGGCUGAAGUUGCCCGGCGAGGGAGAGGCGGCCCGGGAGCUGCGGGACCCCCGCGACGCCUGGAAGGACUACUGCGCGCUGCUGGCCAUCGCCAAGAGCCUGCUGGAGCUGAACAAGUACCCGCCGCUGCCCGCCCCCUCCGUCUGCAGCGACAGCGUGGAGAGCCCCGACGAGGACGCGGGCUCCGACAGCGACGCGGGCACCGAACCGGGCUGCAGCCCGCCCCGCAGCGCGGCCCCGGGGCCGACCCCCCGCCUGCGCGCCGCCCCCAAGGGCAAGCUGCCGCCCGAGAAGCGGCACAAGUGCCCCUACAGCGGCUGCGGGAAGGUCUACGGCAAGUCCUCCCACCUCAAAGCGCACUAUCGGGUGCACACAGGCGAGCGACCAUUCCCCUGCACAUGGCCCGACUGCCUUAAAAAGUUCUCCCGCUCCGACGAGCUCACCCGGCACUACCGAACCCACACUGGUGAGAAACAGUUUCGGUGCCCACUCUGUGAGAAGCGGUUCAUGCGGAGCGACCACCUGACAAAGCAUGCCCGCCGCCACACCGAAUUUCACCCCAGCAUGAUCAAGCGAUCAAAAAAAUCCAGCUCCAGCAGCUCCUUGUGAGGGCAGGGCUGGCCGGGGGAAGGGGUGGGAGAGAGGCAAACUGCAGAGGGGGUGCAGGCACUGGAGCGUAAGCAUCCGUUGUGGCACUGGUUGCCCUCGCCAACUGAAAGCAUGUGUAACCAACGUUAAAAAAAAGAAAAUGUACUUUGUGCCCCACCUUCCCCACCUGCACUGGGGACAGUGGUAUGGAUCAAGUGGAUUAUGGGGAUGAAAGGAGGGAGGGGAUGGCCAGCAAUGGAGGUGACCACCUCCUUUAAUGUAAAGCAUUGAUGCUGGUGUACAUACUGAUUCAUCUGGCCUGUGCCACCACAGUAGCCUGACCUCAAAGUCUUUGUGAUUGCUGUGUCAUGAACAUGUUUUGUUAAACAGUGUAAUGCUGCUUGUAUUUAGAGUUUGUCAAGUAAAACCACUUUCCAAGUCACAUAAAUAUCUCUCUGAUGAAAACUCCGUAGCACAUUGUAGAAGUGGGUUUACUUCUGUCUCAGAAUGAUCCUGCAUUUUAAGAGACUGUUAAGAGAAACAUUACUUGUGUUACUGUUAGCUUCUGAUUGAUAUACUGAGGUAAGAAGAAUUUAUACUCAAGAAUGCCCAUUACAGCAAAUGGGUCUUUUAAAUUUUUCUUUAUAUUAACUAUACUUUUGAAUAUAAGUUGCACCUUUUCAGUAAAAACAUGUAUAAUUCAAGCAGAUACUAAAACAAAAAAAAAGAAAAACCACAACAGCUCAGUUGUUUUCUGGCAGUAUAUGUAUUUAGCUCUGUUAUCCACUUCCCUGUGAAAAUACAAGUCAGCCUAGAUAACGUGGCAGGGGCAUGGGAGCAGAAACAUACAUUUCUCAAUUGAUCCUAUACUUUUAAUUUGUCAAUAAAUACAAUAAGUACUGUACUAUAGAAAUGCCACUAACAGUGCUUUAUUCUGCUGUGUUUUCUUUGAAUGGAUGCAUAACAGCAGCUAACAUCUUUAUGAACUGCUGCUUUUUCUUAAAGGCUUUUUGUCUUCUGCACUUGCCUUAAAGAUUUAUUCUCUUCAUACCCUUGCUUAAGUCCCGUGGAGUCCUAUGGGAGUUGUGUGUGCUUAUGGAGGGAAUAGACCUUUCCUUAAGCGCACUCUGCUAAUGAAAACAGCUGAAAUUAUUGUAAGGAGCACUUCAGAAGGGCUCCUGUGUCUCUUGCUUGCUGUUUCUGUAAACUACUGGGGAAGAACCAUGAGCUAAUCGGAAGCAGAGCACAGAAGGUGUGUUGUAAUACUCCUUACAACAUAAGCCUCUCUUGGUACUUGGUGUUGUACCCGUGUCAUGCAUGGCAGGUCAAACACUGAUAAAGGCAAUAUUACUUUUAUUUUAAAGCUAAUUUUUUGCUGUUUAAGAGGAGCGAAAAGAUCAGUGAGGGAAAAUUUUUAAGUCAUGGUCAUUAGCUGAGUAGUCUGUUACAAUAAUUUUUUUAAUGUUAAAAGCAUGAACUGUUAGGGGUUAUGAGUGAUUUCUUUUUUCUUUCCCUUCUCCAGCUGCUUAUAGAGGGAGAAUUCUGUUUACACAUUAUUUUUUUCCAGACACAUUUUUCUCUUGUUGAGUUUUACCCUUCCUCCAGAAGAGGAAGGGUAGGUGCAGCCCUUCUACAGAGACUUAAGGCCAAAUUCAUCUUUUGAGUAAUCACACUGAAACUCAGAGUGUUUCCACUGCAGAUGAAUUUAGGUCAUCUUGUAAAAUUCUGUACAUAAAAAAUCUUGCUAUUACACUUGCAGUAUCUUAUUUACCUGAUAAAAAGCUUGCUUCCUAGUAAGUAAAAGUAAGUAAAAAAUGAACUCAGAGAGUAGAGUGUUUUCUUCUACAGUUAUAUAUGGCAUUCAGCAUUAGAAAUCAGUUUGCAUACAGUGUUUUUACCUGUGUAGUUCAUGAUGAAUUCCGUCUAUGUGAAGAGAACUGCUUUUAAGGCGGUAGGGAUAUAGAGCAGUCUAUGGAAUAAAAAGGGGAUGUGUUUUCUUCAGUGAAGACAUCAGGAAACCAAGCACACUUUCUACCUCUGUUUCAGCUUUUUGAAACAUUUAUUUUAGAAACCAAACUUUAAUUUCUGGUAUCCAAAUUGAGUCUUAGGGACGCAAUGUUCUUCCUAAUAAAAAUAGGUAGCUUUGGUAUUUUUAUUGAUCUAGAAAUACAGAAAGUGUUCUGCUCACCAGUACUGUUAAUGCUGCCCUUUUCAGUGGGGUCAGGGCCACGUGAGCCUAGUGAAAUUCAAAGGUGCGUGCACAUUUAUCUUCAUUCUUCUCUGUGAAGAUCAUGCAAACUUUCAAGUCCUGUGGUCUGGAUUGUUGCCAUUUUGUAGGACAAAUGCAGCACUUGGAAACCUAAGGCCUGAUCCUGUGAAUACAACACCCUCUCACAUCCUAGCCACAACAAUGGGAAGCCACAGCUAAUAAGCAGCUGCUAAAUCAGUACAAAGAUGUUCAGGGCACUUAGCUACCAGGAUUAACCAGUACAUGGAAGUAUAAGGCCAGAUUUAUGGUUUCCACGUUGCAUAUUUGGGGUAGAAUGCACAUUUAAAGAAACACUGUUGUUCCUGCAAAGUCUGAAAGAAUCAUGAGGCAGUGGGUACUUUGGUCCGUAGGACAACAAGAUGUAUAGCUGCGAGUCAUCAUGUGUGACAAGAUCCUGUUUCUGAAAAAAACCUUCCUAAGUGGUAACCCAAUUGCUGUAUUUCAGCGUUAGACAGACGGGAUUGAUGUGAUUCAUUAACCACUAACAGAAACAUUGAGAAUUAUCAGUUUUGAAGAUUUUGUUUUAUUGUUUUGUUCAUUUGGAGUUGGGUUUUUUUUUUCUUAUAGCAAAAGCAAACAAUGGCUGUAACAUAAACUACAGGUUAGUUCUUUGCAUCUUGAAGAGUGUUCCAAAUGUUGGAAAAGAAAAGGAAAAUCAGGUUCUCUAAUACCAUAUGUGCUUCUGCUAUUUCGGAAGUACACUAUUAAUACUUAAUAGUGAUGAUGUUAGGACAGCUCCUCCCCUUGGUUAAGAAAGCCCAUUAGUAUAACGAAGUCAGAGCUUUAAAAGUAGAGCUAUAUAACAUAUUUCUUUUUUUAAUAGCUUUUCAUGACCUGUAUUACAGAUCUGUUUUCAGUUUGCAGAUGGACUUUGCCCAGCAUACACCAGGCUGGACACACACUUCAACAUGCUAUUUUACAGACUAGUGAUCUCUAACACUGUAAAAUACCAACUUCCAACAGUUUAAUCAGUUUUAUUUUUGUACAGUAUUCGUAUCCUUUAUAAGUUAUUAUGCUGUCCUGUUUUGUAAAUCACCUGAAAUUGUAAAAAAAAAAAAAAGAAAAAAAAAAGUAGAGGUAGUUUUUUUGUACAUAUGUGUAUAUAUAUUGUCCAAAUAAAGAAAAAAGAACUUAAAAACCA
Molecule: messenger RNA, 4384 nt
Organism: Cuculus canorus (common cuckoo)
Lineage: Eukaryota; Metazoa; Chordata; Aves; Cuculiformes; Cuculidae
Gene: KLF9
Product: KLF transcription factor 9
Exons: 2
Coding region: 303-995 (230 amino acids)
Biological process (GO): regulation of transcription by RNA polymerase II
Molecular function (GO): DNA-binding transcription factor activity, RNA polymerase II-specific; RNA polymerase II cis-regulatory region sequence-specific DNA binding
Source: RefSeq, a predicted model, not a curated record